GCGUCGAUACACUUGCUGAAGCAAUUCUUUCUUCGAUGACCAACGUGAACUGGUCGGGAAUACCGAAAGGGUUAUUCUUUUCUGCUGUCGCUCGGCUUAGCGCCCUCUUUAAUUGGGCUUCUCUGAUCUCGUCUCAUACUCUCAUCCCAACCUGUCUCGCACACACUCUCUUCCGCGUAGGCGUAGCAUCAAUGGCGGAGAAGGAAGAAUGCAAGGUCCUCAUUGAGCAAUCUAGCAAGAACGCUGCUGAUCCACCACGCGAGGACGAGGAGGACGAUGACGAGGACGACAACUCGAGCUUCAUCGUGCUCCUCAACCUCGUCCUGGGCGGCACGGCGCGCCUCAACGUCCUCCUCCCGACCGCCACCAUCCUCGCCUUCGCCAUCUUCGCCCCACUCCUCACCGACGACGGCAAGUGCACCCGUCUGAACCGCAUCCUGACCGGUGCCUUGGUCGCUCUCUGCGCCGCCUCCUGCGUCUUCUUCACGCUCACCGACAGCUUCCGCUCGCCCUCGGGCCGCCUCCGGUACGGCGUCGCGACGCCCUCGGGCAUCCGCACGUUCUGCGGCGGCGGCCACCGGAGGAAGGGGCCGAGGGAGCCGGCGCGGUACAGGCUGCGGUGGUCGGACCUGUUCCACACGUCGCUGGCGCUGGUCGCGUUCGUGACGUUCGCCGCCUCGCACCACGACAUCGUCCUGUGCUACUACCCCGGCGUGCCCCGGAAGGUCGUCAACACCGUGCCGCUCGUGGUCGGUUUCGUGGUGAGCCUCCUCUUCGUGCUGUUCCCGUCCAGCAGGAGGGGCAUCGGGUACCCGUUCCUGCUCCGCACCGACCUCGUGUACCUACGCCGCUGAAAAGCCUGCAAAUUCGAUCGGAUCGCAUUGGGCUACGUGCGUUCUCUGCACCUCAAAUCUGGGGGGAAAAAUAGGUCCAACCCCUCUGCAAUUUGUGCAUUGCUUCAAGUUUAAAACGCAUUGCGACCAUGAUUCGUUUGAUUUGCUUGUAUGGAAAAUUUUAAUUUACAUGGUUCUUUACUGAAAUUUGUGCCAAAAUGUAUGUACAAACUUCAUUGCCUCUCCUUAGUACAAAACCGUGGAAGCCGGGAGGGAUUAU
Messenger RNA from Panicum virgatum (switchgrass), 1113 nucleotides. Its product is annotated as protein DMP7-like. The transcript has a single exon. NCBI's taxonomy places the organism in Eukaryota, Viridiplantae, Streptophyta, Magnoliopsida, Poales, Poaceae. Bases 36 to 854 code for a protein of 272 amino acids. The record is from RefSeq and is a predicted model, not a curated record. Gene Ontology annotation, biological process: endomembrane system organization.